Molecule: messenger RNA, 1453 nt
Organism: Elephantulus edwardii (Cape elephant shrew)
Lineage: Eukaryota; Metazoa; Chordata; Mammalia; Macroscelidea; Macroscelididae
Gene: SCN1B
Product: sodium channel, voltage-gated, type I, beta subunit
Exons: 6
Coding region: 132-788 (218 amino acids)
Biological process (GO): sodium ion transport; regulation of heart rate by cardiac conduction; cardiac muscle cell action potential involved in contraction
Cellular component (GO): voltage-gated sodium channel complex
Molecular function (GO): sodium channel regulator activity
Source: RefSeq, a predicted model, not a curated record
CCGGUCCCAGAGCCGCAGCUGCUGCGCCCGCGCGCUCCCGGGGACAUUGUAACGGCCGCCAGGUCCCGCCGCCUCUCGCCCGCUAUUAAUACCGGCAACCAGGAGGGGGGCGCAGCGCGCGCGGCGCAGCCAUGGGGACGCUGCUGGCCUUCGUAGUCUGCGCGGCGCUGGUAACUUCUGCCUGGGGAGGCUGUGUGGAGGUGGACUCGGAGACCGAGGCUGUGUAUGGGAUGACCUUCAAAAUCCUGUGCAUCUCCUGCAAGAGGCGCAGCGAGACCAACGCUGAGACCUUCACCGAGUGGACCUUCCGUCAGAAGGGCACAGAGGAGUUUGUCAAGAUCCUGCGCUAUGAGAAUGAGGUGCUGCAGCUGGAAGAGGAUGAGCGCUUUGAGGGCCGAGUGGUGUGGAAUGGCAGCCGGGGCACCAAGGACCUGCAGGACCUGUCCAUCUUCAUCACCAACGUCACCUACAACCACUCGGGUGACUACGAGUGCCACGUCUACCGCCUGCUCUUCUUUGAGAACUAUGAGCACAACACCAGCGUCGUCAAAAAGAUCCACCUCGAGGUGGUGGACAAAGCCAACAGAGACAUGGCGUCCAUCGUGUCCGAGAUCAUGAUGUACGUACUCAUCGUGGUGUUGACCAUCUGGCUGGUGGCAGAGAUGGUGUACUGCUACAAGAAGAUUGCUGCCGCCACAGAGGCCGCUGCCCAGGAGAAUGCCUCGGAGUACCUGGCCAUCACCUCAGAAAGCAAAGAGAACUGUACGGGCGUCCAGGUGGCCGAAUAGCCCUGGCCCCAGGCUUAACCUCAAGGAAGAGCCAGUCCUAAUGGGAAAUAUCCGGGCAGAGCCUGCCCUCCUGUGGGAGUUGGCCAUUCCUGGGCCUCCACUCGCCUCAGAAUUCUGCCACCAGAGCCACCGCCGCUGGGGUGGGAGGGGUGCGGGGGGCUUGGCUUGCAUCUCCCAUUCCAGCUUUCUGCCACUUGCCCUCAUUACCCACCUACCGCCAUGCAUGAUGGGUAAAGCAAUACUGCUGCUGCCCCCACCCCGCUUCUGCUGCCUGUUUGUGGGGGUGGUGAGGCGGUGAGGCGGGGGCAGAGACCCCACACCCCUUUCCUUCUUGCUAAUUUGCACAUAUUGGCCGCUUCAGACACACUGCUGAGCUCAGUCCCUCCCUGCCCCUCCCCUGCCCAGUGGGGGUUGUAGCGGGCUGGAAUAGGUGGGGGCAGGGGGUUCCAUGACCCCCUCCCACUCCCAGCAACAUCCCCCCAUCCCGCUUCCUCCAGCUGGACCUGGGGUCCCCUGUCCCUGUGAUGCAUUCUUGUCCUGGCCAGACCCCCGCCUGCCCUCUCUCACCAGCCUUGGAUUGUGGCCACUUAGAGAGAAGUCCAUUCAGCCUUCGUCUCUCUUUACAGAAGCAGUUUUGUUCAUGAAAUAAAGAUUCUUGGACUUGA